Molecule: messenger RNA, 732 nt
Organism: Rubroshorea leprosula
Lineage: Eukaryota; Viridiplantae; Streptophyta; Magnoliopsida; Malvales; Dipterocarpaceae
Source: the annotation of a GenBank genome assembly
GAGUUCUUUUUCUUAAUUUGGAUUUAGUUCUAAUUUUGAAGGAGCAAGAAACGGGCACCUCCGGAGCCCAAGUCUGACCACACACGAAAACAAAAAGUGCUCCAUUAAUUCAACCAGGAAAAAUCAUAUAAUCGCCCCAAUUUUAUUACACCUCUCCCUCCCUAUCUCUCACACACAAGCUAGCUCCUCCUUUGCCAUGACCAUGAGUCUCUGGCUCUCAUUGCUUCUCCUCAUCGUCUCCUCAUCCGCAGUUUCGUUGGCUGAAGCAUCCCUGUGGCGCCGAUCCCACCUGUUCCAUGUGCACCGCAGCGAUGUAAUGGGGGCUCCGCAAACCUGCCACGGCCCCUUGGGUGUUUGUAUCAAUAGGGAUAAUGAAGAAGCAAUGAUGUUGGACCCGGAGAUUACCCGUAGAGCGCUGGUUCAAGGGCAGAGGUACAUUAGCUAUGCCGCCCUUAAACAAGAUAAUGUUCCGUGCAAACAACGCGGGCGGUCGUACUACAACUGCGGCGCCAGUGGCCGGGCCAACCCGUACCAAAGAGGGUGCAGCGUCAUCACGCAUUGCUAUAGAUUCACAAAUUAAAUUUAAGCGAAUUACUAAGUAAUAUUAAUAAUAUUUUAUCAAUAAUGAAGGGCUUUUACUGGACUUAAGAAGAGCUUUCAAAACACAUUUAAUUGUCUUAUUUGGUUCUUUAUUUUUAUUUUUUUGCUAGCUAAUAAUGUUAUUCUGAAUAU